Molecule: messenger RNA, 5922 nt
Organism: Erinaceus europaeus (western European hedgehog)
Lineage: Eukaryota; Metazoa; Chordata; Mammalia; Eulipotyphla; Erinaceidae
Gene: CARD11
Product: caspase recruitment domain family member 11
Exons: 25
Coding region: 294-3719 (1141 amino acids)
Biological process (GO): regulation of apoptotic process; positive regulation of canonical NF-kappaB signal transduction
Molecular function (GO): protein binding
Source: RefSeq, a predicted model, not a curated record
CAUACUUUCUCUCCUUUCUGCUCCUUCUCCUCUGGGCAGCCUGGUGGCGUGGGGCCCCCUCCCAUCACCCUCAAGGCCCUGAACGGCACCUCCCGAAAACACCCCACGGGUGGACAGAAAGCCAAGCCUGAGGCCAGCACGGACCCACGGAGCAUGAGAGUCCCAGACACCAGCCACCAUCACUGCUGCAGCUCCAGGCUGAGCCUGGCCCAGGACAGGAGUGGGGACAGCGGCAGCCUGCAGGCAUAGAAGGCAGCUUCCAGCAGUGGCUCUGGGCCCCGCCCACCAGCCCCAUGCCAGGCGGGGGCCCCGAGAUGGAGGACAGCGUGGAGACGCUGAAGGACGAGGAGGACGCCCUGUGGGAAAGCGUGGAGAGCAACCGGCACAUGCUGAGCCGCUACAUCAACCCUGCCAAGCUCACGCCCUACCUGCGCCAGUGCCGGGUCAUCGACGAGCAGGACGAGGAGGAGGUGCUCACCACCCCCAUGCUGCCCUCCAAGAUUAAUCGUGCAGGCCGCCUGCUGGACAUCUUGCACACCAAGGGGCAGCGUGGCUACGUGGUCUUCCUGGAGAGCCUGGAGUUCUACUACCCCGAGCUGUACAAGCUGGUGACGGGCAAGGAGCCCACCCGCCGCUUCUCCACCAUCGUGGUGGAGGAGGGCCACGAGGGCCUGACACACUUCCUGAUGAACGAGGUGGUGAAGCUGCAGCAGCAGAUGAAGGCCAAGGACCUGCAGCGCUGUGAGCUGCUGGCCAAGGCGCGGCAGCUGGAGGACGAGAAGAAGCAGCUGACGCUGGCCCGCGUGGAGCUGCUCACCUUCCAGGAGCGCUACUACCGGAUGAAGGAGGAGCGGGCCGGCCACAGCGAGGAGCUGGCCAAGGUCAAGGACGACAACUACACGCUGGCUCUGCGCUAUGCACAGCUCAGCGAGGAGAAGAACAUGGCCGUCAUGCGCAGCCGGGACCUGCAGCUUGAGAUCGACCAGCUGAAGCACCGCCUAAACAAGAUGGAGGAGGAGUGCAAGCUGGAGAGGAACCAGUCCCUGAAACUCAAGAACGACAUCGAGAGCCGACCCAAGAGGGAGCAGGUGCUGGAGCUGGAACGGGAGAAUGAGAUACUUAAGACCAAGAUCCAGGAGCUGCAGUCUGUCAUCCAGGCCGGGAAGCGCAGCCUACCCGACCCCGACAAGGCCAUCCUGGACAUCCUGGAGCAUGACCGCAAGGAGGCCCUGGAGGACCGGCAGGAGCUGGUGGACAAGAUCUUCCACCUGCAGGAGGAAGUGCGGCAGGCCGAGGAGCUGCGUGACAAGUACCUGGAGGAGAAGGAGGACUUGGAGCUCAAGUGCUCAACGUUGGGGAAGGACUGUGAGAUGUACAAGCACCGCAUGACCACGGUCAUGCUGCAGCUGGAGGAGGUGGAGCGUGAGCGUGACCAGGCCUUCCACUCGCGUGACGAGGCGCAGACGCAGUACUCCCAGUGCCUCAUCGAGAAGGACAAGUACCGCAAGCAGAUCCGCGAGCUGGAGGAGAAGAACGACGAGAUGCGCAUCGAGAUGGUGCGGAGGGAGGCCUGCAUCGCCACGCUGGAGAGCAAGCUGCGCCGGCGCUGCAGGGACAGCGGCCUGGACCAGAGCCUGCCCCGCAACCUGCCGAUCACCAUCAUCUCGCAGACCUUCGGGGACUCCAGCCCCCGCGCCAAUGGGCAGGAGGCCGACGACUCCUCCACGUCCGAAGACUCACCCGAGGACAGCCGCUACUUCCUGGCCUACCAGCCGCACAAGCGCAGGAUGAACCUCAAGGGCAUCCAGCUGAAGAGGGCCAGAUCCCCCAUCAGCCUGAAGCAGACAGAUGACUUGCCCGCCAAGGGACAAGAGGAGGAUGGCACAGAUGGCAGCCCCAGCUCCUCCAGGUCCCUGCCCAUCACCAACUCUUUCUCCAAGAUGCUGCCCCCCCGGAGCCGUUCCAGCAUCAUGUCCAUCACAGCCGAGCCCCCCGGGAAUGACUCCAUCGUCCGGCGCUGCAAGGAAGAUGCCCCCCUCCGCAGCACCCUGGAAGAAGAUAAUGAUAGCAGCGGGUUUGAUGCCUUGGACCUGGAUGACGACAGCCACGAACACUGCUCCUUCGGGCCGCCAUCCGUGCACUCGUCCUCGUCCUCCCACCAGUCCGAGGGCCUGGAUGCCUACGACCUGGAGCAGGUCAACCUCAUGUUCCGCAAGUUCUCACUGGAGAGGCCCUUCCGGCCGUCGGUGACAUCGCUGGGACAGGCUCGGGGUGCAGGGCCAGUGCAGCAGGUCACGUUGAGUGGGGAUGGCCUCCUCUCCCAGCUCUCCCUGGUGGGCGGCAACGCUCGUGGCACCUUCCUGCAUACUGUCAGGCCCGGCUCCAACGCUGAGAGGGCUGGACUGCGUGAGGGCCUGCAGCUGCUGCUGCUAGAGGGCUGCGUGCAGGGGGAGCGGCAGAGCGUCCCCCUGGACUCGUGCACCAAGGAGGAGGUGCACUGGACCAUCCAGAGGUGCAGCGGCCCUGUCACACUGCACUACAAGGCCAACCCAGAGGGCUACCGGAAGCUGCUGAAGGACAUAGAGAGCGGUCUGAUCACCUCGGGGGACUCCUUCUACAUCCGGCUGAACCUGAACAUCGCGGGCCAGCAGGACGCCUGCUCGCUGUCGCUGCGGUGCGACGACGUGGUGCACGUGCGCGACACCAUGUACCAGGAGCGGCAUGAGUGGCUGUGCGCCCGCGUUGACCCCUUCACUGACCAUGACCUGGACUUGGGCACCAUCCCCAGCUACAGCCGGGCCCAGCAGCUGCUCCUGGUCAAGCUGCAGCGUCUGAUGCACCGGGGCAGCCGGGAGGAGGCCGACAGUGCCCACCAUACCCUGCGGACGCUCCGGAACACACUGCAGCCCGAGGAGCCACCGGUGUCCACCAGCGACCCCCGGGUCAGCCCCCGCCUCUCAAGGGCUAGCUUCCUGUUCGGCCAGCUCCUCCAGUUUGUCAGCAGAGCCGAGAACAAGUACAAACGCAUGAACAGCAGUGAGCGGGUGCGCAUGGUGACCACGAGCCCGCGGGGUAGCCUGGCCCAGCAGGAAGAGCCAGAGCCAGAGGGCGAGCCGGGCAGGAACCUGAGCCUGGUGCCCUACAGCCUGGUGCGUGCCGUGCACUGCACCCGCCGCCGGCCCGUGCUCUUCACACCCAGCCUGCUGGCCAAGGCGCUCGUGCAGAAGGUGCUCAACUCAGGUGGCGCCAUGGAGUUCACCAUGUGCAAGCCAGACGUGGUCACCCGCGAGGAAUUCCUGCGGAGGCAGAAGACGGAGACCAUCAUCUGCUCACGGGAGAAGAACCCCAACACCUUCGAGUGCGUGGCGCCUGCCAACAUCGAGGCCGUGGCCGCCAAGAACAAGCACUGCCUGCUGGAGGCUGGCAUUGGCUGCACGAGCCACCUGAUCCAGGCGGGAAUCUACCCCAUUGUACUUUUCAUCCGCGUGUCUGAGAAGAACAUCAAGAGGUUCAGGAAGCUGCUGGCGCGUCCAGAGCCAGAAGAAGAGCUCUUACGGCUGUGCCGGCAGCGAGAGCGGGAGCUGGAGAAGCUACCCUGCCUGUACGCCACGGUGGAGGCAGACGCCUGGGGCAGCCUGGAGGAGCUGCCGCGCCUGCUGAAGGAACGCAUCCUGGAGGAGCAGCGCCGCACCGUGUGGGUGGACGAGGGCCAGCUGUGAGCCGGCGCCACCGGGCCGGGAUGGCACAGCCAGAGGAGGAGGCCGGGACGCUAUCAAACGGCAGAGGCCGGUUCCCCUCGCACCCGCGGCCUUAUCUUUACUGUCCAACCACCGGCGGCUUCUGGGCACCGCUGCCCUCAGCUCCCUGCCCUGGUGCCCACCUGAUUUGCUGGGAGUCAUUGCUGACAGUACCCGUUAGAUGGAUGGAGGGGCCUCUGGUCAGGAUGAGAUGGGAGGCUGCCUGUUUGCAGGUGGCUGGAAGGUCCCGUUCUUUUCCUGCCCAGAAUACACAUGUGAUAGCUGGAGCUCUGGCAGCCAUCUCAACCAUCAAGGUGACCUUGGGGAUGGAAGCUUUGCACCGAGGGCCAAAGAGCAGGAAGACAGAAGGAACCAGGGCAACUGGUGGCCCUGCGGAGCACAGGCCUGUCUGGCUCCCUUUCACAUGGGCUGGAGCUCUGUUGUGGCCAGCUAGGCCUCAGCCUGAGUCCCCCAGACACCCUGGCUGUCCCCACAGGAGUGUGGAGAGGGGCAGUCCCUCUGCAGUGGGGCUCACCCUUCUCAGGUGACGGUCAAGGACUCUGGGCUCUUGUCCUGCCCAGGGGUUGCUUGGAGGAUGUGUGCACAAGGAGGGCACCACCCCCAGGGCUUCCAUCCACAUCAUGCUGCUGGCGACUGGCUAAGCUGCAUGUCUGCAGAGCCAGGUGUCCUGCUCCGGGCACAGCUUGGGGUGGGGGCUACCGCACUAGCCCAGAUACACCCGUGGGCACCUCCUGUGCCAGCUGCUGUGGACCGGGGUCCUGGAUAGCCACACCUCCACAAGCUUUCUUCCCCCCACAAAGGCCUCCAGGGUUUGCAGCAGAAAAGGGGGGCUGGGGGCCGGGUGGAUGACUGGGUGGCAGUGCACCUUCCUUUCCAGCACGAGGACCCAGGUUCAAGCCCCCACUCCCCACAUGCAAGGGAGAGGCUUCAGGAGCUGUGAAGCAGGGCUUCAGGUGUCUGUCUAUCUCUCCCUCCCCUCUCAGUUUCUGUCUAUUCAAUAAUAAAUAUUUUUUAGUUAUUAUUGUUGUUGUUGGAUAGGACAGCGAGAAAUGGAAUGAGGAGGGGAGAGAAAGAUAGACACCUGCAGACCUGCUUCAUCGCUUGUGGGGAUCCCUACAGGUGGGGAGCCAGGAGCUCAAACCGGGAUCCUUACUCCGGUCCUUGUGCUUUGCGCCACGUGCACUUUACCCACUGCGCUACUGCCUGACCCCCCCCCAUAAUAUUUUUUAAAGAAAGGUAUUAUUAAAAAAUAAUAAAAACACAGAAAAGGGCAGAGAGUUCUCUGGGGGGGGAGAGGUGCAGGUGCAGAGACCGACCCAACCCAGGUGAGAGUAGCAGGGCACAGGGCCUGAGCCGGCGGUCACGCCAGGUGGCAUCUCCCAGCCUGUCCAGGUGGGUUUGUUCUGCUACCAGGACAGUUGCUGGGCUCAGUGCCCUCAUGACCGCUAGGCUCAGAGCAGACAGACAGACACUAAGGGAGGGGAGGGCAGGUGGGACCCCGGGCGGGCGCUCUGUUCUGUAGCCGCAGUUGCUCUAGGAGUCUGUAAGGGGAAGGGGGAUGCAGCCUAAGGGGUGGGGGAUGGAGCACCCAUCCCCUGCUCACAGCUGCACUUAGGCUGGGUCAGCGGGAACCGGCUUUUCUGGGGCUUUUUCUCUCUCUCUUGCUCUUGUGCUGGCCAUGCAGGCACGUGUGUGUGUGUGUGUGUGUGUGUGUGUGUGUGUGUGUGUGUGUGUGUGCUUGCACAUGUGUGUGUGUGCGCGCGCGGCUGUGUGCACACACGUGUAUUUGUGUGUCUGCGUGUAGUUUCUGCAGCUGGGUCUCUGGCGCCCUCUAGAGGAGGAAGGGCUCCCUGCAGCAGACCGUGUGCACACACUAGCAGGUCUGGGCAUAUGUGGGGAGCGUGUGUGCACAGGGGUCUGCACAGGAGGCCACCACAGACCACUGGGUGUCCCUAUAGCCAGCCCCAUGCUGCCAUUUGCAGGGUGCAGGGGGCCCUGUGGACAUCUGAGGGGCUGGCUUUCAGCUCUCCCCCCUCCCUCCCUCCCUCCAGGCCUCCUCCACCUAGGCCCAGGCACCCCCUGGAGCCCCCACUAGUCUCCCAGGAGAUCCUCUGGACCCCCGAAGACCCCCUUUGGACCCUAAGAAGCCCCCUACCUCCCCAGA